GAAUAACUGUCGAGCUCUAAAUUCUAUUUUCCACCUAAAUGCAUCUCCUGGACCAUUGUGCAAUAGUUUGCGCGAAAUCCGCCAUCAGCAUGUUGGUCUUGUUAGCCAAGCUACUGAUGUUCUUCUAUAUCGAUAAUUCAGAACAAUUUUCGGAUGAUACCAAACAUUAUGGAUUUUACAGUUGGGCUGCGAUUAAAUUUGAUAUCAUAUAACGAGAUGAAUAAAAUAACAUUCAUCUACCACCUAAUUUUCCACAAAAUCAGUGUGGUUCCUUAGUACGUGUGUUCAUAUUGGGUUAUUCUUCACACAAUCAUAUUCCGAGAUAUUUCACAGCGUAGCCUUUUGAUGCGCCUGGAGGAUUGCAAUAAAAUAUCUUUUCCGAAUCUUUUAGUAGAUAAUUGUCAAAGUACUCUUGAUGAGAUCAAACAUUCUGUAGCUGCCGGUAAAUUCGAUCGUUUUGCGAACAAGUGCAUAGAACACCAGGACAUCCGGCCCUCAGCAUCAGCUAAUGUGUGUAACCGGUGGAACCACAUUAAAAUAAAUGACGCUAUGGAUAUACCACUCCAACAUAAUUCUCACCCGAAUAUGGUUAUGUUCGUUGACGAAGGAAGCACCGCAAAGGAAUCAAUUCGCUCAGAUGGCAUUCAUAGUAGUAGUAAAAACAUGUCAGUAGAUCGAUUAUCGAUAAGAGAGUAUUACGCAAUUAUAUCUCGGCUUCAGAGAUUUUUUAGAAGUAGUCUAAACAAGAAAUUAGAGCGCCCGAAAGAGUUCUACGUUUGCAUUCACUGUGGCCAUCCGAUAAACGAUGUUUUCGACAUAGCAUUCGUCGAACAGUGUCAUUUGAUAUGUCUGUUCAAAAUAAAAUUCAAAAGCCUGCAAGACGAAGAAACAAUUGCAAAGAUACAGCUAUUGAAAAUUAAUCUUUUCCAAUCGUUCAAAAACAAUAGAGUUAAGUUCAGACUGAUUAAGACGUGCCCUCAGUUUAGAUGCUUUCUGGAAUCGCUGAGGUUGGAAGUAGAUAACGCGAAUUAUACCACUGCUCUGAUUUCGAAAAUUAAGGAUGCUGUGGAGCUAAGCGUGGAGAAAGUCUCUGAGCAAUGCCCUUACUGUGGUUUGCAAAUGGGUAAUACAAAACUCAUGUCUUAUCAUCAACAAAAUCACGAGAGAACAAUCGAGUUCCUUGGCCAAGAAGGGCAGAAAACUUAUCUGCGUUUAUCUGUUCGAAUGAAACAUAAUGAGAUUCUACAAACCAGGCGUGAAUCUCACCGACCAAAUUCAUUCCGAUGUUAUAUGAAUAAGAAAAAAAUUGUACCUAAGAAAUGGUAACACUGGUACCUGAAUGUUUUUUUAUGCUUGUUCAAAUGGAAACGUCUGUUUUGCUUGAAAAAAGUCCUGAUUACUGAGAUAUUUAUUUCAUUAAUUUUUUCUCCUUUUUAUUGCAAUCUGUUCAUAUAGGGGAAGUGGGGGCAUAGUGGUCACCCUAAGGAAUAUGCCCAUUUCCAGCGUCCACAUACCGAUUCAAUUUCCGUUUCUCGAAGAAUAUCAUAGUUCAACUCAUUGUUGCUCAAGAUAGCAAACGGCUUUUACUAUAAAAAAUUAAAUAGUACAUUUUUCAUCAUUAGAAAAAAGGUGAAAAAUCGAACAUUUUUUUUGCUUGGAAACAAUGUAGUCACCUAGCGGCGGCAAAGUGGUCACUCGCACAUAUCAAGCUAAAGGGGAUAGAUUUAUGCGCUUUUUUUUUUGUCAAAAUUUUUAAAAAUUCUCUGGCAUACAAAAACGUAGUAAGAAACACAUAACGUUCCGCAUAAUGUGCGAUUCACAUAGAACGUUACGGAGAAGAACGUCUACGUUUCGUCAACGUCUCCACCAAUUCACACAUGCAGUAAAUACUUCCACCAGCCCGUCACGUCAAAUGUCAAACGAAUGGUUUAUUUAAUGUAUUCAUGGUGUCGCCAUCUACAACAAUUUUAAAUUGCAAUGCCCUCUUUCGAAUCAGCAUGCCUAGAAUCAAUCCUAAAUUUUGAAAAAUUCAAUGAAAAUCAUUGAAUUAAAAUGCUUAAACCCCUUAGUCCGACCCUUAUUCAACAAUAAUAAUAAAUAGAAUAAUUCUCUCAACUAGUCGCGAAUGAUUUUCACUCCGAAAUUUGGAGGUAAGAGAUAUAUUAGCAUAAAAAGUACAGUAAGUUACUUAUAAUGCGAUAUGCUGAGGCACCACUCAGUGUCGCACUGGAGUCGAUUCUGACCAGUAAUUGGACAUUAGCGACUGGUGGCGACUUUCGAUGUGGGGCCAUAAUUUGGGCCCCGAACUCAAUAUUUACAAAAAUGUCCAAUUAAAGGUAAACAUGUCUAAUUAAACAUGUUGCAUCACAGAUCUGUUCAAUCAGCUGUUGUAUGUGAAUCGCACUUAAUGAGGCUUCGUUUAGUUAGAGUGGCAUAUUUAUCCAGGGUCAAAGUCACAAAAGGAUCUUCUUCAAAAGCAGAAUGUGAUGCGGUAUAUCAGCUUUAGUAAACAGAAUAUUGUAAGUCGUUAUUCACCUAUUACCACUUUGUCCCCAAACAUGAAAGUAAUUUCUAUGCUAAUUAAUUGCUGAGAUCAAACAAAAUAUCUGUUUACCUCUUCUAGAAUAUGUGUACAGUCGACCAAACUGAUGAUUUGUCCAAAAUAUCAGAUUGAAUAAACUAAGGGCCUGAUCACGAACAAUACUGUCACAAACGCUUCCACGUCACUUACACUUCACUUAAUCUUUUUGUGUCUAUCAUCAUUGUCACGUGUAAAACUAAACUCCGUGAAGUGAAAGAGUUCAUUCCCGUUUAUAAGAGACAUGUCAGCUGCAUAGUUUCGGACGUUUGAACGUUAUGUCGGUUGCAUAAUUUCGGACGUUUGAACGUUAUGUAGGUAAAAUUAAUAAGAGUAUGAGAUAAUAUUCCAU
Messenger RNA from Toxorhynchites rutilus septentrionalis, 2930 nucleotides. RefSeq lists its product as uncharacterized. The transcript is spliced from 4 exons. NCBI's taxonomy places the organism in Eukaryota, Metazoa, Arthropoda, Insecta, Diptera, Culicidae. The coding region runs from base 346 to 1326 and encodes 326 amino acids. The record is from RefSeq and is a predicted model, not a curated record.